ACUGGCAUUGAUUGCAUGACUCGUGCAGCAUACAUUGCGGGGCCACCCACCCCAAUGGUAUCGGUACCUGGGUGCUUCGACAAUUGAUCGUGUCAAUUCCGCCGAUUGAAAAUAUUUUCUGGGCUGACAGUGGACGACACCUGAUAACGGUAGACUAAGCGCGAUGAAUCCUUGCCGAAUGGUCUCGGCGCCGUCAUUCACGGCAGAGAGCACAUAGCGACCUUCCUAAUUUCGACAAGAGCUAUACUGCUAUCAACCUCAGUAGCAUGAAAUCGGCGUUAUUUGCUGAACUUGUAUAAAGGUCAGUUGUAUCUCGCGGCUGUUGUGAUCGGAUUGUUGGACGUCUCUUCUAAUCCACCGCGAUGCAGUUCCUCACUCCAUUUCUCACUGUCUCUACAGUGUUCACGAGCGCAGCUUAUGCUCUCAAUUUCACGGGCGAUAUUCUCAAUGGUAUUCCGGUCAUUUCCGCGCUGAAUCUCGCCGAUGUGCCUGCUCAAAAUGUAUCGAGAUACUUUUUGAGGGUCGGUGACUUGAAUGGUGGAUUGGCGGUCCAUGUGCCCGUUUUUGUUGCCAGGGGACCAGCAGACACUCUACAGACUGGCAAAAGGCUCUCUCUAUCGGCAGCCAUCCACGGCGACGAGCUCAAUGGCAUAAGGGUGAUGCAGAAGAUGUAUGAACAGUUGAAGGGACAGGUCGACACCCUCAACGGAACUGUUAUCGGAAUACCGACCGUAAAUCCCAUUGGGAUCUACUUGAACCAGCGGAAUUACUUCACAUCCCACAACAGUGGUUUUUUGACGAAUGUCAAUCGAGUCUUCCCUGGUUCACUCCCGUCUGAAGGUGGCAACGGCGCCAACUUUCUCGCGUAUCAAAUCUGGAACAACGUGUGGGGGAACACAUCCCAGGUAGACGUUGGGAUUGAUCUACACACUCCAAGCUCCGGCGGUCUUACGUCUCUCUGGUGCUAUGCCGACUGGAGACUCGAAUAUGUAGGGCGGCUCUCCAAGCUUCUCCAGCCCGAUACCCUCAAGGUUGACCCCGGGGAGCCUGGGAGUAUCGAGACGACCUAUGUGGAUAACAAGAUUCCCGCCAUUACGGUGGAGAUGGGUCAAGCCAAAGUUUGGAACGAGACAUUAAUCGAAAGGGUGUACGACUUCAUAAAUCGCGUAAUGGUAGACCUUCAAAUCACACCAUCCAACUCCAGCGAGCGCUACGAGCCGGACCUGAGCAAGACAUACAUUGCCAACACCUUCCAUGACUCAUACUCGAGCCACGGUGGAUUCGUGGAGCGAUUGGUACAAGUAGAUGAGCCGGUCACGAAGGGACAGCCAAUUGCGCAUGUUCGGAACGUGUUUGGAGAUAUCCUGGAGACUAUUCUUUCGCCGGAGACGGGUAGAAUGUUCCAAGCACCCGGAGAUCCCAGCAUCGAGCCUGGAGCUAGCGUUGGUCAGAUAGCAUACAACAGCACUGAUCCUGAGUGUGCGGACGGCUGCAUCUUGUAG
Molecule: messenger RNA, 1502 nt
Organism: Periconia digitata
Lineage: Eukaryota; Fungi; Ascomycota; Dothideomycetes; Pleosporales; Periconiaceae
Source: the annotation of a GenBank genome assembly